Molecule: messenger RNA, 1965 nt
Organism: Hirundo rustica (Barn swallow)
Lineage: Eukaryota; Metazoa; Chordata; Aves; Passeriformes; Hirundinidae
Gene: PEDS1
Product: plasmanylethanolamine desaturase 1
Exons: 6
Coding region: 100-918 (272 amino acids)
Biological process (GO): ether lipid biosynthetic process
Cellular component (GO): endoplasmic reticulum membrane
Molecular function (GO): plasmanylethanolamine desaturase activity
Source: RefSeq, a predicted model, not a curated record
GGCGGGGCCCGGCUGGCCCGCCCCCCCCGCCGCAGCGCGGCCCGUUCCCGUCGCUGCCGGGCGGGUCCGCGGGCCCUGCGCGCCCAUCCCCGGCCGGACAUGGCCGAGAGCGGCCCCGGGGCGGCCGCGCCGCGGGACGAGGCCGCGGAGGAGCCCGAGGGCGGCGGGCGGCGCUGGGGCGCUCAGCACGCCGGGGCCCGCGAGCUGGCCGAGCUCUACUCGCCAGGAAAGAGAAUACAAGAAUGGAUCUCUGUCAUCUUAUGCUUCUCUCUGAUCUGCUUCAAUUUUUACAAUCUCCUCUUCUACUUGCGACUGGAACACACGCCCUCGGUUCUCGUUGGGAUAUUUGCAGGAGUUAUUACGGCCGACUUCCUCUCAGGAUUGUUCCACUGGGGAGCAGAUACCUGGGGAUCUGUGGAGCUCCCCAUCGUUGGAAAGGCUUUCAUCAGACCCUUUAGGGAACACCAUAUUGACCCCACAGCAAUCACCAGACACGAUUUCAUAGAGACCAAUGGAGACAACUGCUUCAUGACCCUGGUCCCCUUGGCAAACAUGGCGUACAAAUUUGUUUCUUUUUCCCCAGAGGCGCUGUGUGAGACCUGUCCCUGGGAGUGUUACGUCUUUGCCCUCAUCAUCUUCAUAACCAUGACGAACCAGAUCCACAAGUGGUCCCACACCUACUUUGGCCUUCCACGCUGGGUCGUGUUCCUCCAGGACUGGCACAUCAUCCUGCCCCGGAAGCACCACAGGAUCCACCACGUGUCCCCACACGAGACCUACUUCUGCAUCACCACGGGUUGGCUGAAUUAUCCGUUAGAGAAGAUAAGAUUUUGGAGAUGCUUGGAGAACAUCAUCCAAGGACUUACUGGGGAGAAGCCGAGAGCAGAUGACAUGAAAUGGGCUCAGAAAAUCAAAUAACUUUUGCCAGCCUUCUGCAAUCCUUAACUUGUUGCCAAUGUUGUUUUUAAAAGAAAAAAAAAAAUAAUAAAGCCAUCAGCCAAAUUCAAGACCUGCAAAGAAAUAACAGACUCUAAAGCACAAACUAAAAAGUGCUAACAAACACAGACUGCAAUGAAAAGAACUAAUUCUUAAAACAAUACUUGAAAUGAAGAUGAUUACUCUCACUGAGCACCUUUUUGUGUAGCCAUGUCUGCUUACACCCUAGAACUUGCUUCGUCGCUGUAUCCGUGAGGUACCGGGCACGCCAGAGGCAGCACGGGCACUCCAGGGGGACGUGGGGGCGUAGGAAACGUGUGUUGUAUCAACAUUACUGAACACUUCCAAAACAGCUCGUUGCCUAAGACCUACAGGGAGAGCGGUGACAGGUUUGUCACUUGGUGUUGGAGUGCAGGGGCGCUGCAUGAGAGCAGUGCGGGGAGCAGUGGAAGCCUAUAAAAUCAUGUUCAAUGCACUCAGUGAUCCAUGGACGUGCAGCUCUGGCUUCGCGAUCAUGUUCAACCCGGUUGGUGUCCUGUGGAACAGACUUGGAGAAUCCCGCUCCUCCGGGGGGCCACCAAUCCUCAAGUGUCUUCAGUUUCCCUUAAAUCAGAAUUCUUCUACUCUCCACGUGGAAUUGAGCAGUUUCUGCAUAAGCCUUCAGCUCCAGGAGCCUCUGGAGGAGAGGGAGGGCACCCUACAAACACGUGUGUCUGUUCGUGUGGAGUGCUCACUGCUGAGUCUUCUAUUAAGUGUUUCCUACCCUGACAAUAAAUGUUUGAAAUAGUUCUAGCGUUGGGCACACUGCAAAUAGCUGUAUUCAAGAGCUCAAGGUAUCAAACUCGUAAUGUUAGAAGGGAAAUGUCGAUGACUGGUGUUUUGUUCUUUUUAUUUUUUUUAAGGUGCUUGCUUAUUUCUGUAAAUAAUAUAAAGCCUUAAUCUCUUCUGGUGUAAUGGAAUAAUAUUUUAAUGUGAUGUUUGAAUGUAUAUAAUAUAUUUAUAACAAAGCAGUUGGAUAAUACUAAUCAC